AAGUAAAUAAAAGCCCAAUGUAAUUUCAAUUUUGUUGAAUUUGCAUAGAUAAAAAACAAAAAUAAAAACCCAAUUUUUACUGUGACUGAAGUUCUUGGUGGUGGUGGGCAUGGAGAAAUCAGGCGACGAUGUUGUCCUGCUGGAUCGUGCGUCCCGAGCCACUCGAGGCAAGAGGUUAACCAAACUCCUAGACGAUGAAAUCCAAGAAGAUGAAUUGUUCUGGAACCAGGACGCUCUUAAAGAGGAGGAAGAGGACGAUAACUACCAAGAGGAACCUGAGAUCGCCGAUGAGUUUGACUCUGAUUUCGACGAAGAUGAGCCGGAGCCCGAGGAAGAAGAGCCUAACAAAUAUGACGCUGAGGACAGAAUGCAUAAAAAGAAGCGACUGGUAUUUCCUGGGAAGACUCUGGCUGUGAAGAAGAAAAAGAAGAAAACUUUAUCGAAAUUGGAAGGUUCUCCGAAUGAAGAAGAGCAUUCUGGGAAGGCUGCUGAGGAACAGCAGGAUGAGACUGGGGAGAGAAUGAUCAGGAAGUCCACUAGGACUUCUGUCAUCGUUCGCCAAGCUGAGAGAGAUGCCAUUCGUGCAGCCCUCCAAGCUACUAUCAAGCCGGUCAAAAGGAAAAAGGAAGGCGAGGAGAAGAGGAUGACACAAGAGGAGAUGCUUUUAGAAGCUGCUCAAACAGAGAUCAUGAACUUGCGCAAUUUGGAGCGUGUUUUAGCUAGAGAGGAAGAGGUUAAGAGAAGAGCAAUUGUGCAUAAAAAUGUUUAUAAUGGUCCACAGAUACAGUACAUUUCAAAAAAUGGCUGCUCCUAUUUAGAGUUCAUUAAAGGGUCAUCAUUCCACUCAGAGAUUUCCACAGGGCCUAUACAAUAUCCAGAACAACCUGUUUGUGCGAUUACUGGUUUGCCUGCCAAGUAUCGUGAUCCAAAGACUGGCCUGCCAUAUGCUACAAAAGAAGCUUUUAAAAUAAUUCGAGAACGUUGGAAUUGCACCUGGACCUUUCUCAGAAGCAUGAGAAGAUCCAAUAACAAUACCACCACUUGAUGGUUGCUUUCUUUUAUUGGUUGCUUGUCUCCUUGUAUAAACUAUUGGUUCUCACAUACUUGAAGCUUCAUAAACAGUUGCCUAAUUAAAAGUGGGAUCAUCAUCAAAAACCAACUCAUUUCCCCCCUCUUCGGUAUCAUUAUCAUCAUCAACUUCUACCACUAACCACUCAUUACAUUCAUCAAUGGCAUUCAAUACAAUAGGGUCUAUUUCAUCCCUAAUAGUGAAUCUUUGAGCAAGUUGUUGAUUAUAUUUUGUGUAAACCAAAUCAUGCAACCUUUCGUGGUUCAGCCUAUUCCUUUUCUUUGAAUGACUCUGCAUUAUGAAUAAGUAAAAUGUGAUUAAUUUCUUUCUACACUCUACAAAUAAGAUAAUAAUGAAACUAGUCAUGUCUUGUUACUUUCUCCAAAACACUCCAAUUGCUCUCACAUCCCAUGAGCUACAUGUCAAAUUUAAAAUCUUGAUUACUAGCUUUUGUAAGUUGGGAGCUGCAUGCCCAUAAUUCUUCCACCAUUGAGUUACAAAAGCAAAGAAAGUAACUUAGAAUGUAACUAUUAUAUCUUACUGCAAUUUGGAAAGCAUUUUAAGUGGGGUUGUGGUCUUCCAUAAUUCUUUGGCAAAAUCAUUACCAAUGAGACUUGCGCUCUUAGUUACUUAGUUAAAAUUUUUUGCUGCACAUCUUACAUGGCACCAACCUCUUGAUGCAAGGAUAUGAUCCAUUUGUAACUUCCAAAUCAUAUUCCAUGUCUGGGUUGGAAUAAUAGAACGCUGGGUUCAAAAAGUGACCAGCUGCAUGCAAGGGGCGAUGAAGUUGACAUGCCCAUCUGUUAUCAAUGAUUGUAAAUACAUCAUUGUAUUUACUUUCAUUGCUGUUGAAUGACUUCAUUAUUGUUUCCUUGGCUUUCUCCAUUGCUUCAUAUUAUAGCCCAUAGUUGUUUUUCUUUCUAGAUGAAGCACUUGAACAAUAAGAACCGUGACUUUGAGAGUAAAUAUCACAUGAUUCCAAAAUGAAGCCAUGAGAACAAUUUUUGUAGCCUCCCUCCCUUAGCUUCCUUAGAUAGCUUGUUAUUUUUCCAUUCAUCAGAAGUGAACAUCUUUCUCAAAUUUUCCCUUCUUUUGAUGCAAUUUGUAAUGAUAAAUGAGUGGUAGCAAACCUCUUACAACGUGUCUUAGUCAUUGGUGUAUAAUAAUUUUGCUUGUUUCCAAACUUUAGAACAGGCUUCGUAAGCACGAAACAUUUAUUUUAAAGAAGAGUGAAUGGUAUUCUUGAGGACCAUGCAUAACUUAGCAUCAAUUUUGUUCCAACGGGAAAAUUCUCCAAGAGGAGUAUCUGUCACUCUUUGAGUAAGAUGAUUAAGAUGCCCUUGACUCUUAAACCAAAAACCAAAGUUUAAUGUCUGAUGCUCAAGUCGUAUAAUUAGUGUUAUCUUACUUAUCAAUAGACAAGUGUACAUUGACAUAAUUAGUAUAGACUGACGGAUCAGACACUAUGUGCGUUGGCAGAAGAGGUAUCAAUAGAAGUAACAAAAGAAGCCAUGGAUUAACAAGAGAGAGAAAACCCUAAAAAUUCAAGAUGCUCUAAUCAAGGCAAUAAACACAAAUCUUGGAAGAGGAGAAUGAGGUGACCCCAAUGUAAAUGAUCAUUGUCGAAAAGGAGCAGGGACCUGCUGCCAGGCGUGGUGGUAAAGCGUAGGAUUGUGAGGGGCAUGUGAGGGCGCAUGGGAGCUCCGAUGAGGAUGGUCUCGACGGCGCAGUGGUCACUUUGUUGAGACGAGAAAAAUUGUGUGGUUGUCGGUUUGAAUGGAACUCCGGCGAUGAUGAUGACGACUGACAUUAAUGGCGAUGGUUGCAGUGACAACGAAAAAAUUUGCCAAAAACCCUGAGGCUCUAGAUACCAUAUUGAAUAUAGUGAAAAACUUGGUUUAGGAUUACUCUCUUUUGUGUAGAGAAAACACAUAGGGUACUGUAUUUAUAAUAAAAAAAAUGAGUUAAGUCCAAAAUACAAAUAAUGAUAAAAAAAAAUAAUAACAUAUGAACUGAUAA
Vigna radiata var. radiata (mung bean) is the source of this 3088-nucleotide messenger RNA. Its product is annotated as SWR1 complex subunit 2. NCBI's taxonomy places the organism in Eukaryota, Viridiplantae, Streptophyta, Magnoliopsida, Fabales, Fabaceae. The record is from RefSeq and is a predicted model, not a curated record. Gene Ontology annotation, molecular function: ATP-dependent H2AZ histone chaperone activity. Bases 110 to 1045 code for a protein of 311 amino acids. Gene Ontology annotation, biological process: chromatin remodeling; regulation of DNA-templated transcription. The transcript has 9 exons. Gene Ontology annotation, cellular component: nucleus.